AGCGUUGUAGUUUAGCAAGAAUUGGCGACUCAAGCCGGCUCCCGGUGAAUCCUCCACUGUCAGUCGAGCGAUCAGAAGUAGCGAAAGUAUUCGAUGAUUCAAUUCAAUACCUGUUGCCAGUGUACAAUUCUCGAGUAAGGAUUUCUUUGAUCAAGAAGGGACUUGCGUGUAAAGUAUCGACAUGGGGAAGAGCAAAUCGUCAGAACCGGAGGAGUCCGCGAUGGGCUUCAAGGACAAGCAGAAGGCAUUGGACACGUUGAGUGCCUUGGACGGUCGGGACAUCAGUUACCAGUACCACGUGAUUACCAGUUUCGUAAGUCGUACGAAAAGGACCUUGCAGAUCACUAGAGACGAGGAGAAGCUGGCCAAUCUUGGGGAGGCUUUGAAAGUCUUCGAGGAAUGGCUGAACGAUUACAAGGAAAACAAUCGGGGUAAAGAGAACUUGGCCUACCUGCCAAUCGAGACCGUGAAAAGCUACAGAUAUCUUGCCAAGAAGUACGAUGUUUUGGCGGAGGACUUCUACGAGGCGUACAAGAAAGAGAAAGGAGAUUACAAGGGCCUACGGACCGUCAAGACCCCCAGCGGAGAGACUACGUGGGACAUCGAAAGGAACCGAAGGUUGAAGCAGAUCAUCGAUAAGAUUAAACAGGAUCACGUACAGUGGUUCGAGACGGACGUGGGUGACUUCCGAGGAUUCCCAACUAAAGAACAUGUCCAAUGCAUCAUGUUGGGAUAUAGUCCUGAUCCAACCAAGCUGAAGAAGCUGGUGUCUCAAGUAGAAGAAAAGUUUGCGAGUGAAAACAACGAGAACAUGGAGGUGGAUCAAGAGGGCAACGACAAGGGUACCAAGCGGAGGCACGACAGUUCCUCCAGCAGCGACAGCGAACGUGAAGAACCAGAGAAAAAGCAGUUAAAACGGUCAGCUGAGGAGAAGUCAGUCGGAGAAAAAGAAGAAAAUGGACUAGGUUUCAAGGAUAAGGAGAAAGCUUUACAGAGCAUCAAGUCGCUGGAAGGCAGAGACGUAAGUUAUCAGUACCACGCGAUCAACGGACUGAUGAAAAGGGCCGAAAGAGUGAUAUCGUGUACAAAGGACGAGCAAAAGAUCAAAAACAUGAGGGAGGCCGUCGAAGUGUUCGAGAAUUGGAUCACGGAUUACAACGUGAACGGCCGGGCGAAGGAAAACUUCAAUUACCUGCCUGUCGACCUGGUCCGAGCUUUCAAACCACUCGCAGAGAGGUAUAAGAUCGAGGAUAAUGGAUUUUUCAAAGCGUACGAAGAGGUGGACGGAGAUUACAAGAAGCUUAGAGGCGUUCAGGUUUCAGACUCGAAUGUCACGUGGGACGUAGAGAGGAACAAGAGCCUCGAAAGUUUAGUAAACAGUAUCAAGGAGAAGAAUAUUCAGUGGUUCGAGACGGACGAGGAACUUCGUGGAUUACCAAGCGAAGAACACACACGAUGUAUAAUGUGGGCAUUCAGUCACGAUAUUACCAAGCUGAAGAAACUAUUACCUACACUGGAAGAGAAGUUGAAAUCUUAAUAUAACCUACUUCACAGUGUUUCACCGUGUACAUCGCAUAACCUGUAUGUUUAAGUUUGCUACCAUUGUAUGUACAAAAGAUAUUAAUUAUCUUUAAUAAAUAUAAAUGAUAUUUUCCAA
This is a messenger RNA of Osmia bicornis bicornis, 1657 nucleotides long. RefSeq lists its product as uncharacterized. The record is from RefSeq and is a predicted model, not a curated record. NCBI's taxonomy places the organism in Eukaryota, Metazoa, Arthropoda, Insecta, Hymenoptera, Megachilidae. The transcript is spliced from 4 exons. The coding region runs from base 182 to 1537 and encodes 451 amino acids.